GCGAUAGCAGCAAACCUUAAUUUUCUACCUUAUUGUAGUUCCAAUUGGAUGCCAUAAUUUAUAAUAGUAUUUUGUGCUUUCAAGUUUCAACUACGUUUGAACAUUUUUUUUCCCAUUUAUGAUCACUGCCAAACCUCCCUUCAAAAUCCAUUUAACCCUCUCACCCCCAUUUUCCACCAUUUCAAUCUCUCUUCUCUGACAACAAUUCCUCUCUGAUUUCUUACCCUUCCCAGGAAAAAAAAAAGAUUCCAUUUUUAUUCUCCCCCCUUUUCACUCUGUUUCUUGAAAUAGUGACAGUCAAAAAACGCUUAACAGCUUAACUCAAUUCCUAAAUUAGAUUGCGAUCAUGGAGGGUAGAAGGAGGGACAGUCAGAGAAGAUCACAAAACAGGAAGCCGCCGCGUGGUAUAUCUGAAUUUCUUUAUUACAUUAUUAAAUAUUACUGAAUUAAUAUAUAUUUUCACUGUUUGUCUUUGCAUGGUCUGAGUUUUUUAACUGGAGUUUUCUUUACUUGAUCCUUUUUUCAUUCAGCUAAGAAUGUUUCUAUAAGGAGGUGCAGGGUCCACAAAUGUUGAAAAGAGAUCAGUUUUUUUUUGUCAAUUAAGGGUAUUGGCAGCCUACUGUGCCUGUGUGGGAGAAAGAAUUCUGCAAAGUGGUUGGAUCAAUGAACUGGGAGACGUUGCUGGAAAUGAAGAGAUUUAUUCACUUAUACGAUAAUGUGUUGGAUUGGAACGACUCUGCAGGCGAGGAAGCAUUCAGCAACGCCAAAAAACGAUACUGGGCUAAGAGAAAGGGCUUAUCCUGUGACAUAACACUGCCUGAUCCUGAUCUUUACAUUGACAAGAUCGAUUGGGAUUCAGACAAUGAUCCCGAGAUGCUGUUGUCAGAUGUCGAGAACCCGUCUAUGAGUCCCCAGACAGAGGAAGAUUUCGAUCCUGCAGUAAUCUUUGGUGAUUAUGCCGCUCCGAACCAUGCUUUGGCUACCGUUGGCUGGGGUGAGGUGGAAGAGAACUUAGUGGGCCCGGCCGCUUGUUCCUCGGCCAAUUAUGCUGAUCCGUGGAACGAGUGGUCAGGGUAUCAUAAUGAAGAUGCGUGGCAAUACAACAACACCAGGAGCGGGCAUAGGUACAUGCCACGGGCAGGUGGCGGGAACAACUGGAGUCGCAACUAUGCUAAUAAUUGUUAUAACUAUGUAGGAGCCAACACUAGAGACGCGAUGGGCGCUGGAACGAGAACCCAAUGACGACCGGAAUUGUGUCGACUUGGGGGGUUGAAGCGAACGAGAGGAAGGAAUAGUGAGGAUCAUGAUAAGGGCACAAAAGAGUGGAAUUCGAAGUCGAGAACUGUUGGACAAGCACGGUAAAUCGAGAGUGACCCGUCCUGGAGAAGGAACGGACCUGUAGCUGCAACAUAUUGAAUUCAUCCCGGUCUGGUCUGGUCUGGUUGGUCCCUGAACACCGCUAGCAAUGGUUGUGAUGAAUUGUAAAUGUGAAUUUUGUGCAGCAUCUUGAGAUUUUUGUUUAGGCCGAGAUGUUAUGUUGUUGGAGAAGAAAUUUUCGUAAUUUGAAUAAUAUAUCAAUUGAAAUUCGAAACCAAAA
Molecule: messenger RNA, 1597 nt
Organism: Salvia splendens (bonfire salvia)
Lineage: Eukaryota; Viridiplantae; Streptophyta; Magnoliopsida; Lamiales; Lamiaceae
Exons: 3
Coding region: 664-1242 (192 amino acids)
Source: RefSeq, a predicted model, not a curated record